Molecule: messenger RNA, 1155 nt
Organism: Amoebophrya sp. A120
Lineage: Eukaryota; Dinophyceae; Syndiniales; Amoebophryaceae
Source: the annotation of a GenBank genome assembly
GCCAGUUGGAGCAACACCUUUUGCAGCGGGGCAGAGAGCAGCAGGCGGGGGUGGAGGAGCAACAGCAACUUUUGCCGAUUCCGCAGCUGCGUCGGGACGAUGUUUGUUCCCACAGCAAUGUAGUUGACCAGCAAAGUCAUGCGCGGCAACAUGCCAGCACCAACACAACUUCUGGUGGUGCCCCUCCUCCGCAGCAGCAGCAGCAGCAACAGCCCUUUCAGCAACAGGCGUCGCCCGAGGAAGCCAGUCUUGCGACGAACUCGGCCCGGUCUGCGAUAUCGUACGUGAUCAAUGCAUAUCAAAUGUAAAAAUGUCUGGGUCUGGAAGAAUGCAACCUGUCAUGCUAAUUCUGAAGCAUGCAAAAAUCUGUGUUGCGUGAUUACCAAAAGUCGUCCAGUUUUGACCAAGUCGCGAGGGAGUUUCUCAUGCAGGAUAGGCAUGAGAGAGAUCACACAGAAUCUGUUAUGCUAGGUCCUGCAUUCCAGACCUCAUGGGUCAUGGAAAAGCGGCAUGACAAAUCGCGCACUCUUCCAGAUCCAGACAUUUCUACAUUUGAUAAUGCAUUGGAGGGCGUCAUGGGUCGCGAGGAGGUGGCGGCCUUGCUGUCCAACGAGGUGCGGAAACUUGUCACCCCCGGCGAUGAGCACAUCGUGGCCACACGAUUGAUGCAGCAGCAGCAAGGAGGACUAGGAGUAGGCUCACAACUACAUGGUGGUCUCGGUCAACUACAUCAAGUUGGGAACAAUGACGGUCCUCGUGGGCAGCUCCUGCAACACAACACCAACCAACUUCCGCAGCAACAACUACACGGCUCGCUGGUUCAACAUCCGUCCACUUCCCCCACCCGUGCGCCGGCGUUCGGUUCGAGCGAUCGUGACCGCGAGGACAGCUUGAUGGAGCACUACGGACCCCGUGCUGGUGCAGGGCCCCCGCUGCACCAGCACCUCCAGGGAAGUCCCCGUAGCAGCAUGAUGUUUCAUCAACAAGCAUCGCAGCAUCCUCGUGGUCAGCACCUACAGCAUCCGGUGGAUCAUGGUCGUGAAGAUGAUCAUGACCGCGUUGCGCGAGACGACUUGCGCCGGCAGUUACGCGAUUUAGAGCACCAGUACCAUGAGCAAAGGGCGCGGAACAAUCGUCAGCAGGACCUGAGCCAGC